AUGACGAACAUCAACAAACCACCACUAUUCGAAGCUACGAUCCCGUUCACUCCCGACGGCCAAUCCAAAAUUCGUAAACUUCUGAUUGCGAACCGUGGGGAGAUUGCUUGUCGUAUUAUCUCAACGUGUCGAAAGCUUGGUGUUCGGACAGUGGCAGUGUACACUCAGGAAGAUGUCUUGUCGCAACACGUAGCAGACGCACAUGAGUCUAUCUGUAUCGGAUCCAUCGAACACGACACCAAAAACCCCUUUCUCAACAUCGACCUCCUCCUUAAGACCGCCCGAGAAGCCGACGCCGACGCCGUCCAUCCCGGCUAUGGAUACCUGAGCGAGAACGCUGACUUUGCAGACCGUGUUCGCGCCGCGGGGCUGACCUUCGUAGGGCCAACUGGUCAGACAAUCUCGACACUAGGCGACAAGCGGACCUCUAAAGAAUACUUGAGAACUCACGCACCGGAAGUGCCACUGAUUCCAGGAUUCUCCGGGUCUAGCCAGAAUGUGGAAGAUCUCCAAGAUGCGGCGGCUCGCAUCGGCUUCCCUGUCAUGCUCAAGGCUUCUGCUGGAGGCGGUGGUAAGGGUAUGCGAGUUGUCCGCGAAGCUUCUCAGCUCCAGUCAGAACUGGAGCGUGCACAGUCGGAAGCCCAGAGAUCUUUUGGAUCCAGCGACUGCAUUCUGGAAAGGUUCAUCGAGAGCAGCAAGCACGUCGAAAUUCAGAUCGUUGGAGACCAGCAUGGUAACGUCGUAUCUCUCUUUGAACGCGACUGCUCUAUCCAACGUCGGAACCAGAAAGUCAUCGAGGAAACACCUUGUCAAUUCCUCGACGAACAGACCAAGAAAAGCAUGAGUGACACGGCCGUCAAGAUUGGGAAGCUUCUGGGAUACGAAGGGGCGGGAACCGUGGAGUUCGUGGUCGACACUGCAACUAAAACGUUUUAUUUCUUGGAAGUCAACACCCGCCUUCAAGUUGAACACCCCAUCACAGAAGAAGUCGUCGGUGUUGAUCUCGUGUCUUUGCAGCUCUUCGUUGCCGCUGCUGGGCGUCUUGCCGAUGUUCCUGAACUAUCUGACUUGACGCAGACUGGGCAUGCGAUUGAGUGUAGACUUUGCGCAGAGGACCCCAAUCGGGAAUUCAUGCCAAGUCACGAUACGGUUGCCCUAUGGAAGCCCGCAAACCCGCAUCGAGGUGCCAGCUCUGUAGUGCGCUACGAGACGGCAAUGCAAAGCGGGGCAUCAAUAUCGAUCUACUUUGACUCCAUGAUUUGCAAAAUUGCGGUGUGGGCACCUACAAGAGCCUUGGCUAUCGAUAUCCUCGCGAAGGAGCUGGCGAAUACCGCGUGCGUUGGAAUCAAGACGAAUCAGCUGUUCCUUCAGAGCUGUCUCCUUCACCCAGGAUUCAAGGAUACAGCAUACCAGACAUCUUUCAUCCCGACCCAUCUUGACGAAUUGCUUCGAAAUCCAUACCACCCAGAGCUGCCCAAAUACAUGUCAGCUAUUUCCGGUCUGCUUUUUGACGCCCUCAAGAAACGUUCUCGGAGUCAAUGUGUUCGCCGACGGCCGUUUGGCGGAGUUCGUCGUGGCUUUCACAACCAGAAGUUUGAUCCCUUUCAUCAGGCCUGCGAGAUAAUUUCGAUGCGGGAUUCGAAAGCCUCAGAAUCAGUGAUCUCAUGCGAGGCCUGCCUCCGUCAGCCAUGCGACGGCCUUGAAGGUGACAGCUAUAGUGUGCAACUCCACAAAAUUUCUCUUGACGACCCCGUCGGGCAAGACCCGUCAAUCUCGUCUCCGGCCCAACGUCUUACGUCAAAAUACACUAUCCUCAGUCAGGCCUUCCGGAGUGGUGACGCUUGGAAAUGGCCAUCCUUCAAAAUUGAGGAUGUCACUCUCAAGCCAGCCCACCAGACCGGCGGUUCUUCUUCGAGAGCUUGCACGGAAGCUCUGCCAGAAACUGAGGGCGGCCAUGCCCGGACUACACCCGUCAAAAGCUGCAACUCAAACGCGAUCAUUCUAUCGCUGUCUGGCAUGUCGUGUGCAGCUUGCUCAAGCACCAUCGAGAGAGCGAUCUUGGUUUUUGACGGGGUCAAGGACGUAAGAGUAUCUUUACAUCUACAGCAAGCCACUGUUGUUGGAACAAACUCGACUUUGGACCUCGACGGUAUUCUACAAGCUGUGCGGGAUCUUGGGUAUGGGGCAGAACCUGGACCUCGCUCCCCAAAGGAGAUCAUGGGCCUCCUUGAGUCAAGACGAGAGUCAAAGAUGCUGUGGACGAGCUUUGCCAAUGUUGGGAAGAAUGCGGCAGUUAUUCAGCUGAUCGAAAUGGCGUCAUAUCAAAGUCGGGGUACAUCUGCCCUGGAAACUAUAAUUCUCUGGGCCUUGCAGGUGGCAGCGCUGGUAGUCGCAGUAUCUUGCCAAUGGCGACAUGUUUCGUGGAUUCAUGCUGAUGGCUGGAGAUGGAUCAAGGGGGCAAGUCCCACUAUGAACACCUUGGUGGCUCUAGCUGUUUUCUUGGGGAUUUCGUUCUCCUGCAUCGACCUACUUAUCCAGGGCCCUCGAGCUGCCACCAUGUACUUUGCUACUUCCACUGGUUUGACGCUGACGGCUGUGGGUGGGAGAUACCUGGAGUGUCUUUCGCGACGACAAGUUUCAAAAGACUUGAUCAAGAUCUACAAGCCCCUCACAGACAUUGAAUUUGUCCGACUCAGUCCUUCUGGCGAAAAUGUUCCAUCGACAUAUCUUCAACCAUCCGACGAAAUAUUCGUGGAGCCAUUUUCAACAAUACCAUGCGACUGCUACAUCACAUCUGGAUCAUCUCUAGUCAACCAGUCAAUACUGACAGGGGAGUCUCUUCCCGUUCGAAGGGAUGUUGGCGACAUAAUAAUGGGCGGCACGCGAAAUCUCCACGGAAGACUAGUCUGUGUUGUCAAGAAUGAGAAAGGCCAAUCAUUAUAUUCCAAGCUUUUGCAGAGUGUUGCAGACUCUUCCGCAACGAAGUCGGAUAGCGACGCUCUGCUUGACGACAUAAUCAAGUAUUUUGUCACAGCUGUCAUCUUCUUCGCAAUCGUUCUUCCGAUCCUCGAAGUCUUUAGACUGAACCUACUCUGCCCCAACUACCAGCACAUUCGAUUCGCCGUAGCUAGAUCGAUGACUAUCCUGAUGAGCGCAUGCCCAUGUGCUCUCGGCGUUGCUAUACCAUCCGCGGUCGCAACCGCGGUCUAUUCUGCACAGAAAAGAGGACUGUUGAUUACUGGGGGCGCAUCGACGAUACAGAAGCUGGUCAAGGUCAACUCCGUCAUUUUCGAUAAGACUGGGACAUUGACCGGGGACAAUUUGACUGUCUCGGACUUCUUACCAUCACCCCAGUGGGCCUGCAGGGAGAACACACUUAGGACCUUGAUCUGUGCAGCUGAGGUCAAUGACGUGACUGGUCAUCCAGUGGGUAAGAACAUCUUCUCAAGUGGUGUCAAAUCUUUGGGUGAAGAUUGGCUGCGCUUCCAAGCUCACGGUGAGACGCGCGACAUUUGCAGCUCGGCCGGUCAAGGUGUUUCCGGAAACGUUCGCAUUGCCAAAGAUGAGUGGCAUCACGUCAUCGUGGGAAGCUCACAAUACCUUAGAGGAGCUGGUAUCAAAGAUCUUCCCGACCACGGCAAAGCUGUGGGAAGUGGUAAAAUUGAGGUGCACGUUGGAGUAGAUGGUUGCUAUGCUGGAAAGAUAUUAGUUUCGGAUACGGUCAAGACAGAGGCGCAAAGCACGGUAGCAGCGCUGAUCUCAUCGGGAUACAAGUGCUCUCUGCUUACGGGCGAUAUGGCCGACGAAGCUCACAGGGUCGCCGGUCACGUCGGAAUGCCCGUCUUAGCAUCACAAGCCUCGCCGACCGACAAACUAGCUUUCAUCGACGCCUCCAAAAAGAACGGAAAUGCUGUAGCUAUGGUCGGCGAUGGACUCAACGACGCUCCUAGUCUUGCAGCUGCGGACGUUGGCUUUGCCGUGUACCACAACAAUGCGUUGGCUACCACUGGUGCCUCCGUCAUGAUUCUCAACUCGCGGAUAGAUCUGGUUUGUCUGGCAUUCAAAAUUGCGGAACUUACCAAGCAGCAAAUUGCCCUCAACUUAAGAUGGACCGCGGCAUAUAACCUUCUUGCAUUCGGGAUGGCAGUGGGUUGGAUAAAGCCAUUCGGAUUUGUCAUGACACCUUCUCUCGCGGCUGCGAUGAUGUCUACAUCGUCAAUUUUCAUCACCGCCCAGUCUUUUCGGCUGCGGACCAAGCUAGACAAUCUACCCUAG
Colletotrichum gloeosporioides is the source of this 4275-nucleotide messenger RNA. RefSeq names its product Methylcrotonoyl-CoA carboxylase subunit alpha. Lineage: Eukaryota; Fungi; Ascomycota; Sordariomycetes; Glomerellales; Glomerellaceae. Gene Ontology annotation, molecular function: ATPase-coupled monoatomic cation transmembrane transporter activity; ATP binding; methylcrotonoyl-CoA carboxylase activity. The coding region runs from base 1 to 4275 and encodes 1424 amino acids. Gene Ontology annotation, cellular component: membrane; mitochondrion. The transcript is spliced from 9 exons. Gene Ontology annotation, biological process: monoatomic cation transport. The record is from RefSeq and is a predicted model, not a curated record.